AUGCAACUGCCCUCGCGUCUUUCUAAUGCUCGUCUCUACUCAUCCCACAAGGAGAUCAGCUUUGGCAUCGAGGGUCGCGCAAAGCUGCUCAAGGGUGUUGAGGUUCUUGCCAAGGCUGUCGCCGUCACUCUCGGUCCCAAGGGACGCCACGUCCUUAUCGGUCAACCUUAUGGUAGCCCCAAGAUCACCAAGGACGGAGUCACUGUCGCAAAGUCGAUCACCCUCGAGGAUCCUUUCGAGAAUCUCGGAGCUAAAUUAAUUCAGGACGUUGCAAACAAGACUAAUGAGACAGCUGGAGAUGGAACUACCACGGCUACCGUCCUCACUCGCGCCAUCUUUGCUGAGGGUGUCAAGAAUGUCGCUGCUGGGUGCAACCCUAUGGAUCUUCGCAAAGGAGUUCAGAUGGCAGUGGAUGCCGUUGUCGACUUUUUGCGCGAGAACAAACGCGAGAUUACUACUACUCAGGAAAUUGCUCAGGUCGGUACUAUCUCUGCUAACGGCGAUAAGGCCAUUGGUAACCUAUUGGCCCAGGCCAUGGAGAAGGUUGGUAAAGAGGGUGUUAUCACCGUCAAGGAUGGCAAGACUACUGAGGAUGAGCUCGAGAUCACUGAGGGUAUGCGUUUCGACCGCGGUUACAUUUCACCCUACUUCGUAACUGAUACGAAAACCCAAAAAGUCGAGUUUGAGAAGCCUCUCAUCCUCCUUUCAGAGAAGAAGAUCUCUGUCCUUCAGGACAUUCUUCCUGCUCUUGAAGCCGCCGCCACUCAGCGUCGCCCACUCCUCAUCAUUGCUGAGGAUAUUGAUGGUGAAGCGCUCGCUGCUACCAUCCUCAACAAGCUCCGUGGUCAGUUGCAGGUUGCUGCUGUCAAGGCCCCUGGAUUCGGUGACAAUCGCAAGUCUAUUCUCGGCGACCUUGCUACUUUGACCGGUGGUGUCGUCUUCUCGGACGAGCUCGAUGUCAAGUUGGAGCGUUUGACCCCUGAUCUUUUGGGAACUGUUGGUUCUAUCACGAUUACCAAAGAAGACACCAUCUUGAACGGCACUGGCGCAGGUUCAACUGAAGCUAUUGCUCAGCGUUGCGAGCAGCUCCGUUCUUUGAUUGCUGACCCUAGCACCUCAGAUUACGAGCGUGAGAAGCUUGAGGAACGUCUCGCUCGUCUUAGUUCAGGUGUUGCCAUCAUUCGUGUUGGAGGACAGAGCGAAGUUGAGGUUGGGGAGAAGAAGGACAGGAUUGUUGAUGCUUUGAAUGCAACUAAGUGCGCAGUGGACAGCGGUGUCCUUCCUGGCGGUGGCACAGCUUUGCUCAAAUCUUUAAAGGUUCUUGAGAAAUUGAAGGGCGAGAAUUUUGAUCAGCAGCUUGGAAUCAAUAUCAUCCGCUCUGCCAUUCAGGUUCCUUCCAAGACCAUUAUCUCGAACGCUGGUGGGGAGGGUGCUGUUGUGAUCGCAAAGGUUGUCGACAACGACAACUUCCACUAUGGUUAUGAUGCCUCGAAUGGAGAAUAUGGUGACAUGUAUGCCCGUGGUGUUCUUGAUCCCUUUAAGGUUGUUGUCACUGGUCUCAAGGAUGCUGCAGGUGUUGCCAGCUUGUUGAGCACUUCCGAAGCCAUGAUUGUCGAUGCUCCUAGCAGUGAUAAGGGCCCAAUGGGUGGUAUGGGCGGCAUGGGUGGCAUGGGUGGCAUGGGCGGUAUGGGUGGUAUGAUGUAA
Molecule: messenger RNA, 1704 nt
Organism: Lobosporangium transversale
Lineage: Eukaryota; Fungi; Mortierellomycota; Mortierellomycetes; Mortierellales; Mortierellaceae
Product: hsp60-like protein
Exons: 4
Coding region: 1-1704 (567 amino acids)
Biological process (GO): protein import into mitochondrial intermembrane space; apoptotic mitochondrial changes; protein refolding
Cellular component (GO): mitochondrial inner membrane; mitochondrial matrix
Molecular function (GO): protein-folding chaperone binding; ATP-dependent protein folding chaperone; ATP binding
Source: RefSeq, a predicted model, not a curated record